CAACAUUCAGUUACUAGAUUUAAUAUUGACUUCUGUGAGUUGAAUUAUUUUUCUGAAAAUUGCUCAAAUUUUAAUGUUCAGAAUAAAUAACAGUUCAGUUUAAAAAUUGAAUAUGGGGAAAACAACGAAAGUGAUUGUUUGUGGAAUGAAAGGUGUAGGAAAAACAGCAUUGUUAGAACAGCUUAUAUACGGAAAUGUCAAUGUCAAAACGGAAAUUCAUCCUACGAUCGAAGAUAUUUAUGUUGCAAAUAUAGAAACGGAUCGUGGUUCGAAGGAAAAAGUACGAUUUUAUGAUACAGCUGGAUUGGAAUCUCUUCAGAAUAAUUCAAAUAAUCAGCAAUUACCGCGUCAUUAUCUUGGUUUUGCCGAUGGAUACAUUUUGGUUUAUGAUACUGCGAAACCUGAAUCGUUAGAUGUGCUUUUCCCUUUGAAGAAAGAUAUCGAUAGAAAUAAAGAUAAAAAAGAAAUAACCGUAAUUGUUGUUGGAAAUCGAACAAAAGCUGAAGAAGAAUCUCAUAGUUUAGAGAAUACAGCAAGUAAAGCUGCAAAUUGGUGUACUAGAGAGAAAUUGAAACAUUAUGAAGUAAAUGUUAUGGAUAGGGCCAGUUUGUUUGAAGCAUUUGUUAAUUUAUCUUCUAGAUUAAAUCCUCCUACAAAUAAGAGCACAUUUCCACAGUUAAGUAUGGGUAGAAAAAAUAUCAAAGUUGAAGGACCUUAAAUAUGUUUAUUUAUCUAUUAAUCAUAAUUAAUCAUAUUUAAUUAUCUAUAUUAUAUCAAUGUUAUAUUUUUAAUCAUUGAUAUUAAUUGAUUUGAUAUGCUCAAAUUAUUUUUAUAUAAAAUAAGUAUACAUUCAUGUACUUAAAGCAUUAAUUUGUUCAGGUUUGUAGCAUAUAAAAACGUUUAUAAAAAUUUUUUUUAAUUAUUGUUUGAUCUUAUGUAUAAUAUAUUCUACAUUUUAUUUCUUGUUUGUACUUAAAAUGUAUAUUAUCGAACGAUCGUAUUAUGAUCGAAAGAUCGAUCGUAGAUUGACUUUAAUUAUUUAUUUUGUUUUGUACUUAUUUGUUAUAAAAAGUUUUUAUUUUUAAUUUAUAAAUUAUUUUUCAUUGAUCGAUUUACCAUUCAAUCGGUUUUGUCAAUUUUCGCAAACAAAUAGUCGUUCCAAAUAUAUAAUCCCAUAGUUUACAGCUGAUACCAAAACCUAAAAAACAUAAUUUUACAGUAAAUUUGUUUAAUAUUUCGAAAACAAAAAUAAUCUUACCUAAUUCAUGAUGUGAAAAAUGAUGAUAAUUAUGAAUUCUUUUCAAUAAAUAAAAAUAUGUUCCAGCUUUUGGCGCACCGUGAUGUAGAUAAUAAUGUAUUAAAUCAUAACUCAUAUAGCCUAUAAAAUAAUUUUUUUUGUAAAUUUCGUAUAUUAUCAAUAUUUAUAAGAAAAUUCAUCGAAUUUAAUAAAUAUUUCGACGACGAUACCUGUUGCUGUACCAGCGAUAAUAAAAUAAAAAGUUGUUUGAGGAAAUAUUAUUUUAUAAAUAUGAAAUAAUAAUAUUGCUAUUAACAAAGCUGGCACAGGUGGAAAUACUAAUCUUCUAUUAUCGAAUGGUGUCUAUGAAAUAAAAAGUGAAAUUAUUACACGAUUUAAAUAUAUCAAAUUUUUUUUUCUUUUUUUUUUUUUUUUGCAAUUAAAUAAAUUAGCAAUUUCUAAUAAAUUUUUACCUUAUGAUGAAUUCCAUGGAGUAAAAAAUGCAAAGUAAUAAGUAAUUUUGAAGAAUUAGGUGGUUUAAAGUGAAAAAUUUUACGAUGAACCACGUAUUCUAAUAGAGUCCAUAUCAAUAUACCAAAUAUAUAAGAAGUUAAAAUUUCAAUCGAGGUACUUUC
Messenger RNA from Apis cerana (Asiatic honeybee), 1872 nucleotides. RefSeq names its product NFKB inhibitor interacting Ras like 1 (gene kappaB-Ras). Gene Ontology annotation, biological process: Ral protein signal transduction; negative regulation of canonical NF-kappaB signal transduction. The record is from RefSeq and is a predicted model, not a curated record. NCBI's taxonomy places the organism in Eukaryota, Metazoa, Arthropoda, Insecta, Hymenoptera, Apidae. Gene Ontology annotation, molecular function: GTPase activity; GTP binding; GTPase activating protein binding.